AUGCCGACAGGUGGAAUGGCUUUGGGAAAGGGAGGUCGUCGAGUGGACCUGAACGAAGAAGACAGUUGCUACAGCUCAUGCUCUGAAGAAUCGCACCCGUCACUUUCUCGAGAAAGUUCCGACACCAUCGGUUCAGACUUCGGCUUUGCACGACUUCAUUUAGAUGACGAUCCUUCAGAAGCCAUCACUCCGAUGUCGGCGCCUCCACAUCUUGUCGAGUUUGCCAGGAAUCUCGGCUACUCUGAGGAUCGUUUGAUUACUGUUCUUAGGAGAGUCGGCUGUGACGCUGGCCAGGACAGGAUAUUGUCAGAGCUGGUUCAGAUGGGACGAGGCAAUAGCGGGAUACAGCCGGAGCCGAUUCCAGCAGCAGCGACGUCGUCAACGCUUCGACCGAUCGUCAUCGACGGAUCGAACAUUGCCAUGACGCAUGGACGAAAGGAAAUGUUCUCCUGUGCGGGAAUUCGUGACUGUGUACGAUUUUUCACGGACCGAGGUCAUGAAGACGUCCUGGUGUUCAUUCCACAAUUCAGGCGAGAAACGGCCCGAGCAGAUUGUCCCAUCACUGAUCAGCACAUUCUGGAUGAGUUGGACGCUGAGCGACGCAUCGUCUGGACGCCUUCACGACGCAUCAAUGGACGUCGAAUCGUCUGCCAUGACGACCUGUAUAUACUGAAAACGGCAGAAGAGAAGGAUGCUGUCGUAGUGUCUAACGAUGCCUACAGAGACCUGCUCCGAGAACAUCCUCAAUAUCGCCGUAUUGUGGAAGAGCGCUUGCUCAUGUACAGCUUUGUGGACGGAAAGUUCAUGCCCCCAGAGGACCCACUUGGGCGAUACGGUCCCCGCCUACAGCAGUUCCUCUCCAACAGCUCGGCCCCGUCAACCGCUCAACUCUGCCCUUACGCGAGGAAGUGCACAUAUGGCAGCAAAUGCAAGUAUUAUCAUCCCGAACGACCUAAUGGAAUGCAUGUUAGCGUGACAGACCGCUUAAUGCGCGAGAAAAAUCAGAACAGACCGUCAACUUUACGCCCGCUGAUGCAGAUGGAAGGACCAAAAACGGACCACCGUAGCAUUGGAAGAACUAGAUCGCUUAACAUCGAUCCACGAUCGGUUCAGGAGAGCAAAGCAACACCUCGAGACAUGCCCAUGCUAACGUCUUGGCACAAUGCUGUUGCCCGGAAUGCAUCGGUUCCACUAUCGUUCAAUGGGACGGAGCAGGAGACUGGCACACUUUUUGCACCAUCGACAGCCGUAUGGGGGCACAGUGAACUAAGUGUCGGUCCCCUAAACCCACAAGAUGCUCCACUGGACAGGACCCAACUCCAAUACCAUUUGAGCAAGAUCUUCCCGGAACAAUUGGUGUCGUCAGUUUUGCAGUCACAUCCCUACGAAACGAAUUCGCAACGUCUUUGCCAAUACAUUCUUGAUCUUCAGAAAGGAUUCGGCUAA
This is a messenger RNA of Haemonchus placei, 1446 nucleotides long. The record is from the annotation of a GenBank genome assembly. Lineage: Eukaryota; Metazoa; Nematoda; Chromadorea; Rhabditida; Trichostrongylidae.